UACCCAGAUAAGCUGCUUCUCCCCAAGUUCCUUCUCCUGGCGCCAGGCCGCCUUCGUGGACUCUUACUGCUGGGCCGCUGUACAGCAGAAAAACUCCCUGCAGAGUGAGUCUGGAAACCUCCCGCUGUGGCUGCACAAGUCUGUGGGAGAUAUCCGAAAGCCACUUCAAGUACCCGAUCGUGGAGCAGUACUUGAAGACGAAGAAGAACUCCAGUCACCUAAUCAUGAAAUACAUUAGCUGCCGGCUGGUGACCUUUGCGGUGGUACUGCUGGCUUGCAUCUACUUGAGCUACUACUUCAGCCUCUCCUCGCUCUCCGACGAGUUUCUGUGUAGCAUCAAGUCGGGCGUCCUGAGGAACGACAGCACCAUCCCCGAUAGCUUCCAGUGCAAGCUCAUCGCGGUCGGCAUCUUCCAGCUGCUCAGCCUCAUUAACCUCCUAGUGUACGCCCUGCUGGUCCCCGUGGUCAUCUACACGCUCUUCGUCCCGUUCCGGCAGAAGACGGACGUCCUCAAGGUAUACGAGAUCCUGCCCACCUUCGAUGUUCUACAUUUCAAGUCUGAAGGCUACAACGACUUGAGCCUCUACAACCUUUUUCUGGAAGAGAACAUAAGUGAGCUCAAAUCGUACAAGUGUCUUAAGGUGCUGGAGAACAUUAAGAGCAAUGGGCAGGGCAUCGACCCCAUGUUACUUCUGACAAACCUAGGCAUGAUUAAGAUGGACGUCAUUGAUGGAAAAGUCCCCAUGUCCCUACAGACCAAGGGAGAGGACCAGGGCAGCCAGAGAAUGGACUUCAAAGAUUUGGACCUGAGCAGCGAGACGGCAGCGAACAAUGGGGAGAAGAACUCUCGCCAGCGACUUCUGAAUUCAUCCUGCUAAUGGUUUCAUUCUUGAAUUUCAAGCCUGUGACUCCUGUGGCUGACCCACCCCUGUUGGAACCGUAGCUAGUUUGCAGUAUAUGUUUUUGGUAUCGAUGUGGUGUGUGUCCUAAGACAUAAUGGCCCACAGCGUUAUGGAAGAAUAGCUAGGAACGUCCUUCAAGACUAAAUAUGGAAACGAGUAAGUGCUUUGUCUAAAGCCCUCGUCGGAGGGCUAUUAAGAGAGAGCACAGAGCCUUCUAGAGCCCCAGAGAAGCACCGUUCUGGACUGGCAGUGCUGGGAGACCUGGAGCUUCUAGAGAACAAGCACUUUGUUUUGUGAGAUAAUAAUAAACCUGUCAGGAUGUAAUUUAAUAACCCCUUCUGUGUGCCCUUUCUGACUGUUGGACAAGAAGAGCAUUCACUGGCCUACCAGGGAAAUCGACCUGUUCGAGUGCAGCUGUGCCCUAAAUUGGGUGUGACCUGCCGUUUGACCUCAGCACGGACAGCAGCCUGAGGCAGUGCUGACUAAACCCCAGCUAUGGAGCCAGAGUCAUGCCAUGGUGACUCUCAGAAGGAAGGCUUGAGAAACCUUCCCAGUGGGAAACCUGAGUUUAGAUACCUGAGGCAGGAGAACGGGAUUUUACUGACGCCCAUGUGAGGCACACUUUGUCCAAUGAGGGCAGAACACGGAACUGACCUAGCAGUGGCCUUGGCCAUUUGUUUAGAUCAGAUUGAUUAAAUUUAAGCCCAACUUUUAAAAUUGCACAUUGAUUUAUAUAAUCGAAGUCAUUUGAGAAGAGCAUUCCAGCACUGAUAAGGGUUUUGGAGUAAGUCGUACAGUAGGAGGUUAGAACAGACUCUGGCAUUGCUUUGUUUUGUUUGCAUUGCUUUGUUUUGUUUUGUGACACGGUCCCCUGCCUCACUCAGACUCAGACUGCCCUCAGGGUCUUCCUUCCCUCACUCUUCCAAGCUGACCCAGAAUUCGUUAAAACCUGAUUACAUUCUGACCACAUGAGUGUGUUACAUGUUCGCAGUUUAUAUAGAAAUCUUUAGUCUUCACACCUUCCCAGUUUUACCAGGUUUAAAGGGAAGUCCUCAGGAACCUCCCAGUUUACUUUGGGUCAAUCAUAGGAACAAUUGUUUACCUAAUCUAAUGGCUUUUGGUGAAAUCGGAAGUUACGUUAAGUGGUUGUCUGCCUUUGGGGGUGUACAGAAAAGCAGGCUUUGCUUAUACUUUCUACGUUGGGAAGUGAAUAUCAGGAGUGCGCUGGGUGCUUUGAUUGGCACUGUCCCACGAUAUUUCUCCCUGUUGCGUUAUGGUAUGACGGAGAAGUGGUAACUAAGAAACUGGUUUUGUAUAUUUUUACAUUGCCAUGUCUGAGACAUUCCAUUACAGUUCUCUCUGUGUGUGUGUGUGUGUGUGUGUGUGUGUGUGUGUGUGUGUGUGUGUGUGUGGUUUAUCUUUUUUUUAACUUCGAAAUGACCUUUAAAAUAUUUUUUUAGCAUAUAGAUUUUUCUUUUCAAAAAGCUCCGUCUUUUUGUAGCAUAUACCUAUAACGUGUACUUGAAGGCAGUAAAAAACGAUGUUUUAUUUUAGAAGACCAGGAAUGGUCUGAGCUAAUCCUGCGCAACCUUUGGUCGGAAUGUGCUUGGGGACCUCAACCUCUGUUUCAUUUGGCCCUCCUAUUCUCACCCAGAGCUCCGAGAGGACCCACAGCAUCCCGGGCAUCACACCUGGUACUAGCUGUGACAAAUGAACAGGCAGGUCCUCUUUUGAGGGCACCAGAGCGUAGCAACAGGUAGUAAAGACCUAGAUGAUCACUAAAAAACCAUAGAUAGCCACAGGAAAGAUCCUUCCAAAAAUCCCUCUGUAGUGUUGGGAGGAGCCACGAUGUCUGGUCCCCCUGUCCGGAGUCCCACAGAUGGUGAUUUAUGGGGUCUGGUAUUUUCAUAGAGGCCAAUGACUAUUUCAGCCGUAAAGGCUCUCUGAGUCGAAGUUUAGAUAAAGCUAUAUCAGUGGUUUUGAGCAGUUGGCUUAGUCGGCUUCUCUCCUUUCCAGGACAUAAGGAGAAGCCUGUGGGGUGCGGCCCACGGUGCUGUAGUCGAGUUUAUAGCUCCAAGGGGCCGUAUUGGGAUGCCCAGCAGUACCCUUCUGUCUGGUGACCCGAAAGCUGAGAGCACUUCUCUAGUGAUGAUGGUAGGAAUUACUUUGUAAGCACUCUUCCUUUUCUUACGGACAUACACAGACCCUAAAUGACCACCCUGGGGCCACUAACCUUGUUUCCAGUCUUAGGGAAGUACUUCUUUCCUUAGUGGACUCCUGAGGCCUGCAAACCGGAGCCACACAGCGGCGUGGCAGUGAAUAGUACAGAUCAUUCUGGAAGCAGGGUUCUGGCACAUUUGCAGCCUACCAAGGGACACAUAGUAGAGGCCCUCCAGCUCUGGGCGGGGGCUACUUUUAAAGCUACCAACACGUAUUUUGUUGCAGCUCGUGCUUGCCGAAGUGUGAGCCCCACACUGAGUGGGGUGUACCUUGCCCUCGAGAAGGCUCUUGCCCUCUGCUUGAGACUUGGCGUAAUUGGGUCAUGUUUACACACUUCCUGAGAGAAUGCUGCCUUCUUGUUAGUCACCUUCUCUGGAGUCAGACUCAGCAGUCAGUCAGGGAGGCCGGCAGCCUGUGCGACUAGGCAGCCAGCAUUGGUUCUGUUUUCUCUGGAGCCAUGAGGCUAACCCUUUCCUGUCUGGUCCCUGCUCUCCCUCUCCGGCGUGUCAGGAGGAAGGGGACAACAUACCACUUACAGGGCAUCAUCCUGCUUCCCGGUGGCCGUGUUAGGGGCUCCACACUCCCAUGUGUUUUUUGCAUGUAUGUUUUCACAUAUGACAUACCCAAAACCCAGACCCUGUGACUUUGUUCCUGUGAAAGACGGGUGUCUACACCUCUCCUGAUCCGCAUCCUGCCUGGUUUAAUCUGUAUGUGUCAGAGCAGCGCAAAUAGAUCUACAAAGGUCAGGAGCUCUGAUUUGCUGCUGUGUCACCAACUCUUAAGUCAGCUGAGACACCCCAUGCCCUCUGUAAACGCAGGCAGAGUGAGCAAGCAGGGGAAACAGCAGGGAGGCCUGCUCCUUGGCAUUUAGGAUCUGAUUUAAAAGGCACUGGUCUGCUGCAGGAGGAGGAUGGUGGGAAGGCUCAGAAGGGAGCUCAUAGCCUUUCCUGUGAGCAGUGGCUGAGUCUCAGCUUUUGAUGUGGGAUGAGUCACAACCACUUUCCAAGUUCAGCAUGAGUUCAAGGCUCUCUUGCGGUGACGGUGACGAGGGAAGUGGGUGUCUUAAGGCCCUGGUCUCAGCAGUGCAGAAUAAACCUCUUAAAGGAGCUGUGGCUAGAACGUGCAAUUACCAAUUAAUGUUUUGUCUGCAGGCACUGGAGAUGAACGGCUCCUUUGGGGCAAUCACUGGCAUUUUAGCCUUAUUUCUCGUAAGAACAGUGAAAGCCUCUUAGAAGAUUGACAGGGAUGCUAUUGUGUCAAAUGUGGAAUAUAAUAAGUGCUAAUUCGUAGUUGGUUUUCCUGCCUGCAUUAAAUUAGAUGUAUUGUGUUUCUGGGUCCCUUUUUAGCUGUGAAAUUAGUUGUCACUGAAGCAUGUAGAUUUUAAUCAGUCAUUGUUCUUAGGUUCCCGAAACCACAAAGUUUCGUGUGUCUUGAGGCACUUUCUUCCUUGCCCAACCACGGGAGAAAACAGUGGGAUUCUGCAGUGUGAUAAGUGCUCCCUAGGAAAACGGACACAAUCAGUUCCACUUUUUCACAAGUUGGCCUUUUAAAAACAUCAUGGUUACAGUGUGCAGGCAUUCAGUAUAGUGAUGCUCUGUGUGUAAGUUAAAUCCCCUCUCCCUCCUUCCCUCCCUCCUCUGGUGGUGUGAUGGUGGUGUGUAUGUGUGUGUUUGACACAGGGUUUCUCUGUGUAGCUCUGGUUACAGAAUUCUUCUGUUGUUUUCGUUGUUAUUGUUUCGAGACAAGGUUUCUCUGUGUAGCCCUGGCUAUUCUGGAACUCUCCACAUAGACUGGACUGGCCUCAAACUCAGAGAUCCACUUGGCUCUGCAUCCUUAGGUGCUGGGACUAAAGGCAUGUGCCUGGCUAAGUUAAAUUUCUAAUGAUUACUAAUGAUUCUUUUUUUUUUUUUUUUUUUUUUUUUGCUGUGUCAUUUGGUGAAAAAAUCCGAGCUGAUGAAGAACAGCUUUAAACACUUAAGUUCAUCUUCAGUUUCGUUCCACAAAGUCCAGAGACCAAAUGAUGGUGUCAAAAUAACCUUGUAAAGAACAUGUCUGAAAGCUUAUCACACUGCUGAACUUGGUGCUUCCACGGGAGGUGCUUGGAACUCAGUGCUUCCACAGGAGGUGCUUGGAACUCAGUGCUUCCAUGGGAGGUGCUUGGAGCUUGGUGCUUCAUGGAAGGUGCUUGGAACUCAGUGCUUCCAUGGGAGGUGCUUGACCACACACACAGACAUUUCUCUAAAGAGGCUGUUGUGUCUGCAGACAACAGCAAAUGGUGCUUCAGUACUGUGCUAUGUUUCUCUAAAUAAAACUUUCUAAGUAACA
Rattus norvegicus (Norway rat) is the source of this 5447-nucleotide messenger RNA. Lineage: Eukaryota; Metazoa; Chordata; Mammalia; Rodentia; Muridae. The record is from RefSeq and is a predicted model, not a curated record.